CUCCUCUUCCUCCUCCUCCUCCUGCUCCCCCUCCUCCACCACAGUCUCCUCCUCCGCUCUCUCUGUUUUUUCCUUUUAUUCUUCUAGAGGUGCUUUUGGAAAUAGCAGACCUCCAUGUAUGACAAUUUGUACCUGCAUGGAUUUGAAGACUCGGAGGCGGUGAGUGGUGGGGGGGGGGUUAGCUUCAGAUCGUGUGUGUGUGUGUGUGUUUGUCGAUAGAGGUGGCUCAGCUGUGGUGCACACACAAACACAGGGCCUACUGUAGGUAAGCUGACGGUCUCAUGCUGUAGAUAGAAGGAUCGCGGUCUCCGCUGGGGGGUGGGGUGACUGUGGCACUGUAGGGAGAAGACGGCGUCAGACGUGUGUGUGUGUGUGUGUGUGUGUGUGUGUGUGUGUGUGUGUGUGUGUGCACAGUCGUGAGAGUGUAAUUAGCGAUGAUGUGUAUAAGUAUGACUAGCAAUAUGUGUCUGUCAGCAUUAGCCCAAUGCAUCUGAAUAGCUGCAUCCUAUCAUCAGCACAUUUCAAUGGCUGAUGAUAGCUAUACAAUGUACACUGUAGGCAUCCAUUUAAUGCACAGCACACGUAGGAGCACAAAGAUGGAGAUAGCGUUAUAUAGCGAGAGGAGAGCAGUGUGUAAAUGCUCAUUCCUAUGCUCCAGAGGGCCGUUUCGCUCCCAGCGUGAGGUUGUGAUUGCGUAAUGUAUCCUCAUAUCACAGCCUUUCCAAACGUAGGGUAUAGCCCUGCUGCAUUUAGUGCCUUUUGUUUAAAGGGGCAACGAUUCUAUUUUUACUCCCAGCAACAGCAAUGUGUUGGAUUUCUGCUGCUGAGGACAGAGAGGAGCGUGCGUCGUGAUGUCAUACACUGGAGUUAGAUAGACAUGAGUCACAUGUCAGUGCUCUGUUAGACGCCCGACAGUCGUACAAUAUGGCCGUGAAGAGAUACUUUACCCCAAAAUGCACCCCUCUAACCACCCACAUACCCUGUUAUCCAUUUUAUAUAUAUAGGCUGAUCAGCAACCGGCUAUAAUUAUUUAUUAAGAUAUAUAAUGAAUAUAUAUAAAGGAAUAUGGUAUUUGUUGAGGGGGCGUGAGAAUAAAUGUUUACCAAAGCACUUAAGCAGAAGAGCUGGGUGUGUGUGUGUGUGUGUGUGUGUGUGUGUGUGUGUGUGUGUGUGUGUGUGUGUGUGUGUGUGUGUGUGUGUGUGUGUGUGUGUGUGUGUGUUUGUGUGUGUGUGUGUGUGUGUGUGUGCGUGUGCGUGCGUGCAUGUGUGUGUGUGAGAGAGAGAGUGUGUUGACAGUGAGGAUUGUUCUAACAGGGUGUUCUUAUAAUAUACAGUAUGUCAGUUGAAUGCUUAUGAUGCUUGAGAAAGACCACAUCGUUAUAAGACAGAGUGGUGCUAGUGUGAAAACAGGGAGCUGUGACUAUUAACAUAAAUACUUUUAACAAGAGCAGUGUAGGUUGAUUUGUGUCAUGUGUUUUUCAUAAAGGUGACACCCAGUAAAAACAUUUUUUUUAAUGUUAUGAUUGUGGUUAAUAAUUAGGCUCAUAGUACUUUUAUCAUAGAACCUUAAUGUGAUCCAUGGAUUUAUAUCAGCAGCUGUUUCUUAAUAGCAUUGACUCAAGAUGCAAUAUAUAUCUUUUUCAGAGCAAUCACUUCUUUCUCUAAAUAAGCAAACCUCCUCGUUUUGGUUUCCCAGACCCGCCAUUUUGUGAUUGGUCCACACAAUUCAAUAGAGCCCCUGCUGAAGUAAGCCCAAGAGAUAGCUUGUCUGUUGUAGAAAGUGCUGUGCUAUGACUAGCGUGUGUGGAUUUUAGCAGACUGCGAGACUUUCCAGGUUCCUAAUGCGAUAUUGACACAUGCACACGCACGCACGCACACACACACACACACACACACACACACACACACACACACACACACACACACACACUCAGGUACGCACGCACACACCGAACACACACACACACACACACACACUGUUCUUUCUCUGACUUGAGUUAAUGUUGUUCCCCAAUUCGAUUAUCAUUAGUAGAUUCACUCUCUCUUCUUCUGAGGCCAAGGCAUGGGUCAAUACUUUAACACACGCUCCAGACAUGUCUCAGCCAACCUUCCUGUUCAGUCCAGCUGCCUACGGGCCACUGUGCUCACAUAUGAGCAUAACCAGUGGUAAUGUGUAACCAGUAGUGAUGUGUAACCAGUAGUAAUGUGUAACCGGUGGUAAUGUGUAACCAGUGGUGAUGUGUAACCGGUAGUAAUGUGUAACUGGUAGUAAUGUGCAACCAGAGGUAAUGUGUAACCAGUGGUAAUGUAUAACCAGUGGUAAUCAAACAUCUGGGCUAUCAAGUCUCAGGCAGUGCUACCUCAUCACAAGACUAUGAUUCGAUGCAUGCUCUUCCUGGUACAAUAGUGCCCCCAAGAUAAUUAAAAAGAAACUGCAGACAUCUCAGAACAAAUUAGUCAGGAUUAUUCUUAAACUUCCCGCUCGUUCUCAUCUUGACCAUUCCCACUUUGAAAGCCUCAGAUGGGUAAAAGUGGAGGAGAGAGUCUCUCAGAUUAAAGUGUGUGUUGUACGUAAGCUUGUCCACAGUAUGGUCCCCAGGUACCUAUGUAACUACUUGAACUUGGUCCGGGAUAACCAUAACUAUUCCACUAGAAGGAGUGAAACUGUCAUUGUUCCUUUUAGAUUUAAUAGUGGUAAAAGGAAAUAAACUUUUUUGUACUCAGCUGCUAUUCUUUGGAAUAGUCUUCCAAAUAAUUUGAAAUGUAUCAUCUCCAGAGGCAGUUUCAAGUUCUCACUGAAAAAAGUCUCAAAAGUGAGUCGUAAGACUAUAGUAGGUGGGUGAGAAGAGUAGAAAAUGCCUGGGAUAGUAUAUGGUCUACCUUUUGGUGCCUAUUGUGUACACCCCCCUCCCCCUCCAAAUGGACCACAAUAGAAAUAAGCUUUUAAGCUUUAUUGUGUUAUCCUUGAUGAUUUUCUUAAAUUGCAUGUGUAGGCGUCACCGGCUGGAGUGCCCUUAUGUAUGUAUUUAAAAAAUAGUCUAAUAAAUUAAAUCAAUCAAUCAAUCAAUUAAUCAAUCAAUUCCAAAUCACCUCACCUCUGUUUAGUAAGAUAAACCGGAUGUAGUUACAGAGCAUUAUGGGUACUGUAGUACGUCAUGCUACAACCUCCUCCACCUGGUGACAGCCUGGUGACGGCCUGUUGAAGGCCUGGUGACAGCUUGGUGACGGUGACGCUGGCAGUGUGAUCAUAGUGACAGCUGCUGUCUUCCUGUCUGUCCAUGUCCUGUUGUAGGGCUCAGCUGAUUCCUACACAAGCAGACCAUCGGACUCGGAUGUCUCUCUGGAGGAGGAGCGGGAGGUGCCGGGCCAGGUCCAGGGCCAGAGCCCGAGCCAAGCGGUCCCGGGGACCCAGGCCCCGGCCCAGACCAGAGAGCAGAAGGAGCAGCAGGCUGCCCUUGCAGCUGGAGAGAGCCAAGGUGAGACCCAGAGAGGUUGUGUUCAGUAGGGAUAAAACGGUUUUAAAAAAGGUUUUAAUUUAAAUGUGAGGGUACUACCUGGACAACAAGAAGACGUUAUACUGUACUAUGUAAAGGGUGGCAGAAGGGUUAUGCCACAAUUGAUAAAGCACCAGAUGUAAGGAUCCGUUAUAGCACACUUAUAUUGUAUGACAUUUGCUUAUAAAUGAUUUGUGAAGCAUCCACGUAGGCAUUAUAAAGGGUUUAUGAAGGCUUUAUUAAGCCUUGUAAGUCAUAGUUCAUUCAUGUGAACUUACGUUCAUGCUGUGCGGCUCUCUGACUGACCCUCUUGUCCCUCUCUCUCUCUCCAAAGGCUAAAGCCGUGGCCUUUGCUGUGAAGACCAAUGUCAGCUACUGUGGAGCGUUAGACGAGGACGUGCCGGUGCCAGCGACCGCCAUCUCGUUCGAUGCUAAGGACUUCCUUCACAUAAAGGAGGUAAUGUUUUUGUCACUGAGGCAAGGUUGAACUGUGGCACGCUAUCAACCGGACUUUGAUCAAAUACAUUUGUAAAAUAGAUUUGUGAGAUAUUUUUCAAUGCCAAAUGAUUUAGCUUGGAGUGUGCACAUUUCGGACUAUACCAUUGUACCAGACAAACUAGAUUAAGUGUAGCUAUUUGAAAGUAUUUGAUAUCAGUGGAGGCUGGAACAGAGCCAAUGGAAUGGCAUCAAACACGUGGAAACCAUGUGUUUGGUGUAUUUGAUACCAUUCCCCUCAUUCCACUCCAGCCAUUACCACGAGCCCAUCCUCCCCAAUUAAGGUGCCACCAACCUCCUGUGUUUGAUAUGUAUUUGACCCAGGGCAGUUAUCAACCACUAUUACAUUAACAGAAAGGGAUGUACACUGAAUUUAGUACCUGUGUUCUGAAACACACUCACUGUGUGUUAAAACUAGAUACAACUGCUUAUUUCAUUGUAUUCAUGUCAUUUUGGCUGCGUUUAGACAGGCAGCCCAAUUCUGAUCUAUUUUUCCACUAAUUGGUCUUUUGACCAAUCACAUCAGAUCUUUUCACAUCAGAUCUUUUUCAGAGCUGAUCUGAUUGGUCAAAAUACCAAUUAGUGAAUGAAACAAAUAUCAGAAUUGGGCUGCCUGUCUAAACGCACUGAAACUGAUUUUUCAACCACACCUCCAACCCAUCCAGAAGUUCAACAACGACUGGUGGAUCGGCCGGCUGGUCAAGGAGGGCUGUGAGAUCGGCUUCAUCCCCAGUCCCCUGAAGCUAGAGAACAUCCGCAUCCAGCAGGAACAGAAGCGAGGGCGAGUCCAAGGGUAAGGUAACCUAUCACCAGGCCUCUCUCACUCAGUCAGAGACUUAUAGGCUUGUGACCCUGGGAAGGGGGUUAGGAAGGGGCCAGCAGUGCUAUUCAAAGUUUAGUCAAAUUGAUUCGGUUAUGACAAAUUAGUCAAAUUAGUAUAACUCACUUGGUUAUGAAUGUGCUUAUGAUGUGUUAUAAAGAAGGUAAUCAUAGGAAGUGUUACAGAUCAUUUAGAAUAAUUACAUUUCUCUCCAUCCAUAUCCAGAAUAGAAAAAUCUAAAUAUUUCUAAGGUCUCUGGCCUUAAUAAUCAGUAGUGCUUUGGUUUUUCUAGCGACCUAGCUGCUCUGUCUGUUUAAUCGCUCUUGAAGCUCCCGUCACCGGUGGUUUUGUCUCGUGUGCGUACUAUCCUUCAGAGCCGUUCACUGCACUAGGCCUGUUCAGUUUGAACACUAAUUCAGUGUAAUGAGAAGACUCGGGAUGAGUUGAGAGGCUCACCUCGAGUCCUUCAUUCACCCUAUAAGGCCUGGAUUGUGCAUUUCUAACCCAGUCGCCGUUGGCCACAUUAACACUGUGAUUCUGUUGUGUUCCUUUUGUCCCUCUUGUCUUUUCCAGUAAGUCUGGAGGGAAUUCUUCCUCAAGUGUAGAGGAUGAGGUGUCCGCCUCGGUCAGACCCCUCAUCUCCUCUGCAGGUGAGAGCCUCUUAGAGAUGAUGGGGGGACGUUGUCCGCCCCUACUGGCCCUCCGUUAGGUUAGAGAAGAACUAGAAAACUUUGGCAAGGCAACGUGAGACGUAGAGCAAGGAUUGCUUAGUGUUUAAGCCUUCCCAUGUCUCUCCAUAGAACCUAAGAUAAAUGAUUCCCAGCGGGCAAAACUGGUUGCAAUAACGUCAUUGUGACGUCUUUUUGUGAUGUCACGGUCAAGUUGUAUUCUGGUUGUAAAAGGACGUUUUUCUGGACGUCUUUUUAGCAAUCAGAGAAAGACGUCUUUAACUGGUUGUAAUCUGAACAGAUAACAACCAAAUUAUGAUCUCUGUCCCUGAGUUAUCUUGACAUUUCUAUAAUCAGAAAACCAGUUUACAACCAGAAUAUGACAUCAAUAUAACAUUGGUUGUAAUCAGAUGUCUCAACAACCAGAAAACCAGUUUACAACCAGAAUAUGACGCCAUUAUAACAUCCCAUACCAACUUUUGCCUGCUGGGUUGUGGAUCCAUAGAGUGUAUAUAUAUAUAUAUAUAUAUAGUGUAUUCUCCCAUCCUCCUCUUCCUCCAGUUGAGGACUGCAGGCGCUCUGAGACUUGGCUUACCACAGGGUGAACCCAACGACAAGACUUUGACCCCCCUGAACUUCAGUCAUGUGACUUUGUGAAUAUGCCUCAUAGGAUAUUAGGAUCAUGUUUAUAUGUUGGAUGAUGAAUCUAGAGGGUAUAUGUUUACUUUGUGUGUCAGUUAUAUCCUCGGGUUUGAAAAUGUAUUUACUGUAAAUUACAUUAUGAUCAUCCCAAUUCCCAAAAUGAAGUACAGGAUCAUGAGGUCUCUGACCUGACAAGUUAUGGUGACUUAUGACACAAUACAAUACAAGACAUUGACAAUUCUGUUUUGUUUUACUUCACAGGAAAGCAGAAACAAAAAGCGGUAAGUGGGUGAUGGUAACACUAAACUGUCUCCAUCAACUAGAGCUGUCUACAUUACAAUAGUACAGUGCCCAUCCUACAUCCCAUCCUACAUCCCAUCUAACAUCCUGUCUAACAUCCCAUCUAACGUCCCAUCUACAUUAGUGAAAUAGAUUUGAGUCAGAUUGUGCUGUCACAAUGAUCCAUACAUCCCGUGCAUCUAUCCCAUUUUGUUACUGUGGGAAAAUCUCAAUUGCAUUUCCUUGACUCCUUGCGUCCUCUCUCCUCGCCUCCUUCUCAAAACCCAUUGGAUGAGAAGGUAAAAGGUCCCUCCCCUCUGACUUCUCCUCCAAUGGGUUUUGAGGAGAGCCGAGGGUUCUAGGAAAUGCAAUUGAGAUUCUCCCAAUGCGUCCCGCUGCUCCUCUGAUUCCUUUGUUACUCUGUUACAGACUGAACACGUUCCGCCUUACGACGUGGUGCCGUCCAUGAGGCCUGUGGUGCUGGUGGGGCCCUCCCUCAAGGGCUAUGAGGUAAGCAGCAGCAGCGGCGGCGGCCAUCUUUGAGUCACAUGAUCAUCCUCUGGCUCUGGCCCAUCCUAGAACUCCCAUUGGUGGAAUGACAGUAACAGUGCAUCAUGUUAAAUGAUUGUUGUUGCGGCUGUCAUGAUCACAUCUCAUUGAGGGAAGAUCUCCUCAUGGCUGGAUGGCGUUUCUAUUGAGUUCAGGUUUAUAUUCAUUCAUGUUUAUAUGUAGGCCAUUUUUUUAUAAGGUUGUAUUGACACAGAAUAGGCCUAUUGGAGCUCUACUAGAGUCUAUAUUUAGGAUGCUGAGUGAGGUGCUUUGUUGAUGUUUUUCUAGUCAUUCUCAGAACACCAUAGUACAGGGAGCUGCUUUCCUCUCCUCCCCUCUUCCCCUCUUCCUCUCUCUCUCUCUCGCUCGCUCUCUCUCUCCCUCCUCGCACGGAGGGAACGCAAUCAGUCGCCUCAUCCCCCAGUGUGCUCUGUUGCCGCGGUAACAACCUUCUGGGUGCAAACGCGUCAGCAUCAGAAGUAGAGCAACGUUGGAAAUUAGAAAGAGAGGAGAGAGAGGAGAGAGAGGAGAGAGAGUAGAGAAGAGAAGAGAGUGUAGAGAGAUGAGAGAAGAGAGAGUAGAGAAGAGAGAGGAGGGAAGAGAAGAGAAAAGAGAAGAGGAGAGAGUAGAGAGAUGAGAGAAGAGAGAGGAGGGAAGAGAAGAGAGAAGAGAAGAGUAGAGAGAAGAGAGAGUAGAGAGGAGAACCCCUGGAAGCAGCAUCGCUGUGUUUCUAGAUUAAACCAGCCACUAAAUUAUCUUUGUAUAUGCCACCAUCCUUACUGGCAGGCCUCUGACCAGUUCCAUGAUACCAUCCAAAUUCAGUAAUUUCAGGAGAUCCAUUUUAGUCUGAAAUUAGUCUAUUGUUGACAAUGAGGAUUUUACAUUGCAUUUCAGUAACAGAAUAUGAAUCUAUCUAGUGAAUUGACUGAUAUCAUGGAAUUGACCCCAAAUCUGGCUUUACUAUUGCACUCAUCAAGUUGUAGUUGUUUUGUAUCAGGGUAGAACUCUAUGAAAUAUAAUGGCAUGUUUGAUAUUAUUUUCAGUAUCCUCCAGUCAAAUGACUGGAUAUCUGAACUAGUAGAAUAGAAUUGAUAGAAUGCUAAAUGGUUUGUUGCACGUAGGCUGUCGUCAUGGGACAUCUUAGCUCUGGCCAUGAUGUGCUGUGGCCAUGAUGAUCACCCAGUUGAUACCGUGUAGCUCAGUUGGUAGAGCAUGGCGUUUGCAACGCCAGGGUUGUGGGUUCGUUUUCCCACGGGGGACCAGUAUGAAAAAAAAUGUAUGCACUCACUAACUGUAAGUCACUCUGGAUAAGAGCGUCUGCUAAAUGACUAAAAUGUUAUUUCCCAGGAGGUUUGCUUGCUGUUAGGGUUAAAUGUUCUCUUUUUGAACACUACUCUCUCUCCUAUAUAUACCCUCAUAAUUCUCUCUCUCUCUCUCCAUCUUCACUAUUUCUCCUCUUUCGGCUUCUCUUUCUCCACAGGUGACGGACAUGAUGCAGAAAGCGCUCUUUGACUUCCUCAAGCACAGGUUUGACGGCAGGUGAGAUUAAGGAUGAGGCCUCCUGUAGCUCAGUUGGUAGUUGAUAAGAGCGUCCUGCUAAAUGACUAAAAUGUAGAUGAAAGAGGUUCCUUUCCUUUUGAUGUUUUGUCUGUUUAUUGUUCAACUCGUUACACUCAAAUGACAUUGACUUAUGAAGCCCUACGAGAUAGAUAGGCCUAGAAAUUCACAUGGAAUAGCUCUUUAGUGAAGGAGUAUCUGUCAGCAAAAUAAGGUAUGCAGUAUUUAUCCACUUAAUGCCUAAAUUGGUGUCUUUGUUUGACCAUUUCAGGAUAUCUAUCACACGAGUUACAGCAGAUAUAUCAUUAGCCAAGAGGUCUGUUCUGAAUAACCCCAGCAAGCGGGCCAUUAUCGAGAGAUCAAACACCAGGUCCAGCUUAGGUAUGUACCUCCAUAAUGUAUUGAUCUCUUUUACUGUAGCAGUCUUUUGAGUUUGCAUUGUGUAUCGACUUUUGCCUACUUUUAUCCGUAGCUAGCAUCUCUAUGAGACUGGGCUAAAGAAGAAUGAUUUAGCUUGAUUGAGCUACCUGCCGCAAUGGAAUCAAUGGAAUAGUCCCAAAAGUGCAAACUCCACCCACCUGGCUCUCCAGACAGGCUCAAUCAAAUGCUCAACGUAGUCAUUGGCUACGUUCCAAUGUCCAUAGUAGACACCACUUAGAAUGAAUCAAUGUAUUGGGAAUGCAGUGAAGGGAUGGGAGUCUGUGUGUACCGGUUGUUUACGUAUACAGUGUACUGGGCUGACUGUUUUCAGUGUGUAUGAUUGUUGUACGGUGAUGCCGAAGUAAAAUGUCCAUCCUGAAUGGACAGUAAAGUUAUAUUCUAAAGUCUAUUGUUUACAUCCUUGUCCCCAGCGGAGGUGCAGAGUGAGAUAGAGAGGAUCUUUGAGCUGGCCAGGUCCCUACAGCUGGUGAUCCUGGAUGCAGACACCAUUAAUCACCCAGCCCAGCUGCUCAAGACCUCGUUGGCUCCCAUCAUCGUCCAUGUCAAGGUCUCCUCGCCGAAGGUAGGGACUGGAGGGGCUUGUAUUAGGGUCAUGUGAUUUGAAACACAUCCAUGUCUACUAUAGGGCCUCAGAGGUAACAAUAAUAUUAUAUGGCCAUGAAGCAGACACUUCAUCAUCUAAAGCAACUCACAGAACUGUCAACAUUGUCAGUUAUACGGUACGCUAUAACCUACUGAGCCACUGGGACCACGUUCUUUUGAAAAUGAAUGUCAGCAUGCUUAGACACUGAUUGGUUUGUCAGUGGAGGGGUUUUCUAGAGUUAUACAUGUGUUUUGUUUUCAUAGGAACACACUUUAAUCUAUCUAAGGUAUUAUACAUUUAUUUUAAAUGAUACUAUUUGACCUGUAUACCUGGUUAAAGAUGUGAAACGCAGUAUUCCCUUAAAGAAUGUGUGUAAAUAAAACAUUACUGUAAGGGAUCGGGGGUUGGCAGGAUCUAGACAGAGUCUGACACUUCCCCGAUCUACUGAGAGGGGGAGUCAUCAGACUCGAUCUGGUUCACCUGAGUUCUGAGCACACCUGUCAGUAAUUAGUGUAGGAUUUAAGGUGUGCUCAGAAGCUCAGUCGGCGAGAGAGAGAGAGAGAGUUUGUUGUUUUUGAUUACCCGUGUAUCCGACCUGUGCCUUGUUGUUUGACUCCCCGAAUUGCUUAAUCCUCUACUUGUCUACCCCAGUGAUUACCGUUCUCUGAUCCUGUGCCUGUGACCUCGACUACGACUAAGCCCGCUCCUUUGGUACCUCUGCCUGUCUAUGCCUGGCCCGGUUUUGACCACAGCCCGCCCGACCACGAUUAAGCUAUUCCCUUGUCUGUACUCUAAUAAAGCAUCGCUAUUCUGCGAUUGGAUCUUACCACUCUGUCCGAGUAUUCAUUACAGAAUACCUCGCCAUUACCAUGGAUCCAGCGGAAUUACAGAGGCGAUGGGAGAUACAGGAGAAACGCAUGGAUGAACUCCUACAGCUACUCAACGCUGGUGCAGCGGAAGGCACCACCCCGAGUACGGUCAGUCCUCGUCAUGCACCUCCGAUUUCUAUACCGACAAGGUACGACGGGGAACCUGGCAAAUGUCAGGGGUUUCUACUCCAGAUGUCCCUGUAUAUGUCGUAUAAUAGUACUAUGUUUUCCGAUGACCGUAGCAGGGUGGAUUUCAUGAUUUCUCUGCUAACGGGAAGAGCACUGGAUUGGGCUACUGCGCUUUGGGCAGCUGAGGUCCCCGAGUUGAAUGCGGAAGUUCAGUUCAAGAGACUGUUUCAAGAGGUGUUCGACCACCCAGUAUCUGGGCGUUGUGUGGGAGACCAACUAUGCGAACUUCAGCAGGGCCGUCGCACAGUAGCCGACUACGCUUUAGAGUUCCGUACUAUAGCAGCCGGUAGCGGAUGGAGCGAAACUGCUUUGCUCACAGUUUUCCGAAGAGGGCUGCGCCAAGACGUACAGACUGAGUUGGCUUGUCGAGGAGAUAUCACUGCGCUACAUGAGUUUAUCAAAAUAGCCAUCUCUAUUGAUAAUCUUAUAGUGCAACACAAGGCAUCCACAGUCCGGGAGCCCUCGAUCACUGGUCCUAUGCAAUCGACAGAGCGGAGGAGAGAAUCUGAGGAGGAACCUAUGCAACUGGGACGGUCACCUCUACAAGGUUCAGUGAGACAACAACGUCGGCAAGACGGACUAUGCCUGUAUUGUGGUCAGGCGGGUCAUUUCGUUCGUCAAUGUCCGGUACGACCUAACCGUACCCCAGGAUAUCGCCUCGGAACUGCCAAACCGGUGAGUGAGACUCCAGUGUUGAACAUUACAUCUAAACAAAUGUAUGUGCCUGUUACCUUAUCUGUCGGAGAGAAAGUGCGCAGGUUGGAAGGACUUAUUGAUUCCGGAGCGGCUGCCAGCUUUCUGGAUAUGGGUCUUGCUGAGGAGUUGGGAGUUCAACUUAUCCCAAUUCAACCUCCCCUGCGAGUCAACGCGCUAGACGGUGAGCCCAUGGGCACUGGGUUCAUUACGCACCGUACCGGGGAAAUCAAGUUACAAGUGGGCUCCCUGCACCAUGAGAACAUAAUUCUGUUCGUCAUCUCCGCUCCACGGGAGCCGCUAGUCCUCGGCCAUCCCUGGCUCGUUACCCAUGAUCCGGUCAUCUCCUGGAAAUCUGGCGAUAUCACGGCUUGGAGUGAGGUAUGUAGGGCUGAGUGCCUCAUUUUACCUUGCAAAACGUCUACUGUGGAGGAUGCGAAGGGUGCGGUGUCUACUGUUGUUCCUACAGAGUACCAGGAUUACGCGCAGGUGUUCUCCAAGGAGAGGGCUACCGUGUUACCACCGCAUCGGGCCUGGGAUUGUGCAAUUGAUCUGCUAUCCGGGGCUACCCCUCCUCGCGGACGAAUCUACCCUUUGUCUCAGCCGGAACGGGAAUCAAUGAGCAAGUAUAUUGAUGAGGCACUUCAGCAAGGGGCCAUUCGCCCAUCUACGUCUCCCGCCGCAUCCAGUUUCUUCUUUGUUAAGAAAAAGGAUGGCGGACUUCGUCCUUGUAUAGACUAUCGAGGUUUGAACGAUAUCACCAUAAAAAAUCGUUACCCCCUUCCUUUGAUUCCAGCGGCCCUCGAGCAGGUGGGGCAGGCCUCCAUCUACAGUAAACUGGACCUCAGGAGUGCGUACAAUCUGGUGCGCAUUAGAGAGGGGGAUGAAUGGAAGACCGCCUUCAUCACCCAUCGAGGACAUUAUGAAUAUUGUGUUAUGCCCUAUGGACUUACUAACGCGCCCUCUGUGUUCCAGGCGUUCAUGAAUGAAAUUUUUAGGGACUUGAUUGAUCGUUUCGUCAUAGUGUACAUUGAUGACAUCCUAAUCUACUCUUAACUCUCUGAGUGAACAUGUGUCCCAUGUACGACAGGUUCUGGACCGACUCCGCCAACACUCUCUGUUCGUGAAGGCCGAGAAGAGUGAAUUCCAUGUCACGACGAUUUCCUUCCUUGGGGCCAUACUCACUCCCGACGGGGUAAGACUGGAUGAAUCCAAGGUACAAGCUGUACGAGACUGGCCUCAACCCCAGACGGUGAAAGAGCUUCAGAGAUUCUUGGGGUUUGCCAAUUACUAUAGACGGUUCGUGCGUAAUUUCAGCACCACUGCAGCUCCCCUGUCGGCGAUGACCAGCCACAAGGGGCGUGGUCUGAAAUGGACGGAGGGGGCAGUGCGGGCUUUUGAGACAUUGAAACAACGAUUUACCACCGUCCCCAUUUUGUGUCAGCCGGAUCCUACCUUGCCGUUCAUCGUGGAGGUGGACGCCUCGGAGGUUGGAGUUGGAGCCGUGCUAUCCCAGCGCCAAGGUGAGCCGCCCAAAUCACGACCCUGUGCUUUUUUUUCUAAAAAGCUGAAUCCGGCCGAGCAGAACUACGACGUGGGAAAUCGUGAAUUGCUGGCGGUGAAGUUAGCACUGGAGGAGUGGAGACAUUGGCUGGAGGGAGCAGCUCAUCCGUUCCAAGUGCUCACGGACCACCGCAAUCUGGAGUAUCUUCACAGUGCUAAACGACUGAACUCCCGACAGGCAAGGUGGUCUUUGUUCUUCAACCGUUUCCAAUUCACUGUCUCUUAUAUUCCCGGGUCCAAUAAUUGUAAGGCGGACGCGCUUUCCCGACGGUUCGAGCGCGCGGACAGACCGGUUGAACCAGAACCUAUCCUCCCCAUGAGUUGCCGUGCUGGUCCUGUGAGGUGGGCUAUCGAUGACACGAUUCAGGAGAGCCUACAAGCGGAACCAGCCCCUCCAGAAACCCCGGUGUCGAAGGUGUUUGUACCAGCUCCGCUUCGACCUCAACUGAUGGAAUGGUGCCACACGUCGCUAGGAUCUGGUCAUCCCGGAAUCACUCGAACUACUCGACUCAUCAGUCGAAAAUACUGGUGGGAUUCCCUCACAGAUGACGUCCGAGACUACGUAUUAUCCUGCCCAGUUUGUGCUCAGUCCAAGGCGCCUCGAGCACUACCGGAGGGCAAGCUGAUGCCAUUGCCAACUCCUCAACGACCCUGGUCGCACAUCGCGAUGGACUUUGUUACCGACCUACCAGAAUCAGAGGGCCAUACUGUAAUUCUCGUGGUCAUCGAUCGAUUCUCAAAGAUGUGUCGGUUAGUACCCAUGACCCGUUUACCUAACGCCACUCAAAUGGCGGAGACUAUGUUUAACCAGGUGUUCCGGCAGUUUGGUGUUCCAGAGGAUAUUGUUUCCGACCGGGGACCCCAGUUCGUAUCCCGGGUUUGGAAGGCCUUCUGCGAACGCUUGGGUAUCUCGGUGAGCCUCACCUCCGGAUAUCAUCCCCAGGCCAAUGGGCAGACCGAACGGCUCAACCAGGAAAUUGGGAAGUAUCUACGGCAACAAUGUUCGCGGCAGCCGCAAGAGUGGAGCCGAUUCCUUCCUUGGGCAGAGUAUGCUCAGAACUCACUCAUUCACACCUCCCUACGUCUAACGCCCUUUCAGUGUGUUCUAGGGUAUCAACCACCCCUGUUCCCGUGGGAUACCGCACCCGGGAUGGUACCGGCGGUGGACGAGUGGUUCCGUCGGAGUGCGCAGGUCUGGGAGACGGCCCAUCAACAUCUCAGUCAAGCCUCACAGCAGCAAAAGACCUAUGCCGACCGACGCCGGAGACCUACUCCCACUUAUCAAACCGGACAACGAGUGUGGCUGUCUACCCGAGACCUGCGGUUCCGACGGAGCUGCAAGAAGCUCCAACCCAGGUACAUUGGUCCUUUCAAAGUUCAGAGACGUAUUAACCCUGUCACCUGCCGUCUGUUACUCCCUCGACACUACAGGAUAAACCCUACGUUCCACGUCUCCCUGUUGAAACCUGUCCAUUAUAGCCCGAUGUAUCCACCAAUCGCUCAACAACCUACUACACCACCUUUGGAGGAUGAACAGGACACCACCUAUACAGUCCACGAGAUACUGGAGUCAAGACGGAGACGAGGGGGCAUCGAAUAUCUCGUGGACUGGGAGGGAUAUGGACCUGAGGAACGGUCCUGGGUUCCGGCUAAGGACAUACUGGAUCCCGCUCUCAAGGCCACUUUCCACGCUGAGCACCCAGAUCAUCCAGGACCCCGACCCAGAGGAAGACCACCCGGUAGAGGUAGAAGGCCGUCAGGAGCCGGCCCUGGGGAGGGGGAUACUGUAAGGGAUCGGGGGUUGGCAGGAUCUAGACAGAGUCUGACACUUCCCCGAUCUACUGAGAGGGGGAGUCAUCAGACUCGAUCUGGUUCACCUGAGUUCUGAGCACACCUGUCAGUAAUUAGUGUAGGAUUUAAGGUGUGCUCAGAAGCUCAGUCGGCGCGAGGUAUUGUUCCAUUGUGACUUGCUAAGCGUUUUGUUCCGAGAGAGAGAGAGAGUUUGUUGUUUUUGAUUACCCGUGUAUCCGACCUGUGCCUUGUUGUUUGACUCCCCGAAUUGCUUAAUCCUCUACUUGUCUACCCCAGUGAUUACCGUUCUCUGAUCCUGUGCCUGUGACCUCGACUACGACUAAGCCCGCUCCUUUGGUACCUCUGCCUGUCUAUGCCUGGCCCGGUUUUGACCACAGCCCGCCCGACCACGAUUAAGCUAUUCCCUUGUCUGUACUCUAAUAAAGCAUCGCUAUUCUGCGAUUGGAUCUUACCACUCUGUCCGAGUAUUCAUUACAAUUACAUUCGAAAAGAGCAUGACCAUUUCAACAGACGUCUAACACUAUCUAACACAUAUUUAAAUGUCUUCCCACCGUCUAGGUUCUGCAGAGGCUGAUCAAGUCCAGAGGGAAGUCCCAGAGCAAGCAUCUGAACGUACAGCUGGUGGCAGCUGACAAACUAGCCCAGUGUCCUCCGGUGAGUGACUCUAACAGCACACUGUUUCUUUAAUCUACACCACCCAGCAUACUGUCUCUUUAAUCUACACCACCCAGCAUACUGUCUCUUUAAUCUACACCACCUAGCAUACUGUCUCUUUAAUCUACACCACCCAGCAUACUGUCUCUUUAAUCUACACCACCUAUCAUACUGUCUCUUUAACCUACACCACCCAGCAUACUGUCUCUUUAAUCUACACCACCCAGCAUACAGCAUACUGUCUCUUUAAUCUACACCAACCAGCAUACAGCAUACUGUCUCUUUAAUCUACACCACCCAGCAUACUGUUUCUUUAAUAUACAGCACCCAGCAUAUAGCAUACUGUCUCUUUAAUCUACACCACCCAGCAUACAGCAUACUGUCUCUUUAAUCUACACCACCCAGCAUACUGUCUCUUUAAUCUACACCACCUAGCAUACUGUCUCUUUAACCUACACCACCCAGCAUACUGUCUCUUUAACCUACACCACCUAUCAUACUGUCUCUUUAAUCUACACCACCCAGCAUACUGUCUCUUUAAUCUACACCACCCAGCAUAAUGUCUCUUUAAUCUACACCACCCAACAUACUGUCUCUUUAAUCUACACCACCCAGCAUACAGCAUACUGUCUCUUUAAUCUACACCAACCAGCAUACAGCAUACUGUCUCUUUAAUCUACACCACCCAGCAUACUGUUUCUUUAAUAUACAGCACCCAGCAUAUAGCAUACUGUCUCUUUAAUCUACACCACCCAGCAUACAGCAUACUGUCUCUUUAAUCUAUACCACCCAGCAUACUGUCUCUAAUCUACACCACCUAGCAUACAGUCUCUUUAACCUACACCACCCAGCAUACUGUCUCUUUAACCUACACCACCCAGCAUACUGUCUCUUUAAAAACCACCCACCCAGCAUACGCUCUUUAAUCUCACCCCCCAAGGAUAUUUUCUUUUAAAUAACACCCCCCAGUACUGUCUUUUUUAAUCACACCACCCCCAUACAGCAUACUGUCUUUUUAAAUCACACCAACCAGCAUAAAAGCAUACUGUCUCUUUAUCACACCCCCCAGUUUGUUUCUUUUUUUACGCACCCACAUAUAGCUUUGUUUUUUUAAAUCAAAACCCCCCCAGCAUACAGAUUUAUGUCUCUUUAAUCUAUACCCCCCACAUACUGUCUCUUUAAUCUCCCACCUAGAUAAGUCUCUUUAACCUUAACCCCCUAAUACUGUCUCUUUCCCCUACCCCCCCACCCCAACUGUUCUUAAAACACCACCCAGCAUAGUUUUUAAAACAUAACCCCGCAUACUGUCUUUUUUAUCUACCCACCUUCAUACUGUCUUUUUUAAUAAAACCCCCCUGAUCGCCCUUUUUAAAUCACCCCCCCAGCUUUAGAUACGUCUCUUUAAUCUACACAACCCACCCAAAAAUUUACUGUCUCUUUAAUCACACCACCCGUAGUCUCUUUAAUCUACCCCACAUAUCAUAUGUCUCUUAAUCUAACCACCCAGAUACUGUCUCUUUAACAUACACCCCCCGCAUAUGCAUCGGUUCUUAAUCUACACCCCCAGAUACGCAUAUGUCUCUUUAAUCACACCACCCAGCUGCUACUGUCUCUUUAAUCUCACCCCCGCUCAGAAAUGUUCUUUAAUCUACACCACCUACAUACUGCUUUUAACAUACACCCCCACAACUGUCUCUUUAAUUACACACCAGAAGUCUCUUUAAUCUAACCACUAGCAUAGUUUUUUUUAAAACCUAACCACCCAGCAUAUGUCUCUUUAACCUCCCACCCAGAUACUGUCUCUUAACCUACCCCCAACAUACUGUUCAAAAAUCUAAACCCAGCUACAGCAUACUGUCUUUUUAAAUUACCCACCCGCAACGCAUACGUUUUUUUAACUAAAAAAAACCCCCAGAUCUGUCUCUUUUUUUACCCCACCUACAUACCCCACCCGAUACUGUCUCUUUCUACACCACCCAGCAUACGUCUUUUUAAUUACACCACCCGCAUACAGCAUCUGUCCUUUAAUCUACCCCAACCCAGCAAAGCAAGUCUCUUUAAUCUAACCACCCCAACGUUUUUUUAAAAUUACAGACCCAGAUAUAGCUAUGUCUUUUUAAUCUACACCCCCCCAGCUCAGCAUACUGUCUCUUAAUUUCCCCCAGCUUUACUGUCUCUUUAAUUACACCACUGCAUCCAGUUUUUUAACCUCACCCCUACAUACGUUCUUUAACCCUACCCCCCCGCAUACUGUUUUUUAAAACACCACCCAGCAUAGUCUUUUUAAUUUUACACCCCCCAGAUACUUCUUUUAAUCUACACCACCUUCAUACUGUUUUUUAAUACACCACCCUGUACUGUCUUUUUAACACACCCCCCAGCUAUAGCUACUGUCUCUUUAAUCAACCACCCAGCAUACAGCAUAGUCUUUUUUAAUCUAAACCACCCACCUACUGUUUUUUAAUUACCCCAAAUCAAAAGUCUCUUAAUCUACCCACCCAGCAUACUGUCUCUUUAACUAACACCCCAUAUGAUAUUCUUUAAUCUACAGCCCCAGCUACAGCAUACUGUCUUUUUAAUCUCACCACCAGCAUACACUACUGUUUUAACAAACCCCACCGCAUACAGCAUACUGUCUCUUUAAUCACACCACCAGCAUUGUCUUUUAAAAUACCCCCCCCAGCUUUGCUUUUUAAUCACAGCCCACUACUGUUUCUUUAACACACCACCUAGCAAAAGUCUCUUUAACCUACACCCCCACAUACUGUCUUUUUAACCUACCCCCCCAAUACGGGUCCUUUAACCACACCCCCCAGCAUAUGUCUUUUUAAUCUACAGCACCAGCAUACAGCAUACUGUCUCUUUAAUUACCCCCCCCCCAAAAUACGCAUACGCCCUCUUUAAUCUACAGCACCCCAGCAUACUGUCUCUUUAAUCUACACCACCCAGCAUACCAGCAUACUGUCUCUUUAAAUCUACACACCACCCAGCAUACUGUCUCUUUAAUCUACACCACCUACAUACACACCCCGCCAUACUGUCUCUUUAAUCUACACCACCCAGCAUACUGUCUCUUUAAUCUACUGCACCCAGCAUACAGCAUACUGUCUCUUUAAUCUACAGCACCCAGCAUACAGCAUACUGUCUCUUUAAUCCACACCACCCAGCAUACUGUCUCUUUAAUCUACACCACCCAGCAUACUGUCUCUUUAAUCUACACUACCCAGCAUACUGUGUCUUUAUUCUACACCUCCCAGCAUAUUGUCUUUAAUCAACACCACCCAGCAUACUGUCUCUUUAAUCUACACCACCCAGCAUACUAUCUCUUUAUUAUUUAAUCUACAGCACCCAGCAUACUGUUUCUUUAAUCAUCACCAUCCAGCAUACUAUCUCUUUAAUAUACUGCACCCAUUGCUCCUUUUCAUGGUGUCUUCUUGCUACAUUCACCUCCAACAAUGUCUCCCUAUGUUUGCUUGAGGUUGAUCCAAGACAGGGCCCUUAAAGGUUAUUAAAAUCAAGUGACAAAAUGACUUAAUCUGUUUGUUGGGGUGACCGGGGUUUGAACCCAGGUUUUCUGUGAAGCACAAGACAGCCUUUAGUUUAGGGAGCUAACAAAAGCAGCCAGCCCUGCGUUUCCACCCCCCAAAACCCGUUACCUUUCAACCAAAGAACGAAACCUUCCUCAUCCCCCGCACCCCCCCCCCCCCACCCCCCACACCCCACCCCCCCGCCCCCCAAAACCCCCCCCCCAAACCCAAAAACCCCCCCCCCCCCGGGCCCCCCCCCACCCCCCCCCACCCCCCCCACCCCCCCCAACCCCCCCGGGGCCCAAAAAAGGGCCCCCCCCAAAACCCCCCGCCCCCCCCAGCCGGGGCCCCCCACCCCCCCCCAACCCCCCCCCCCCCCCCCCCCCCCCCCCACCCCCCAAACCCCCCCCCCCCGGGCCCCCCAAAAAAACCCCCGCCCCGUAGAACAUGCAAAGCCAGUAUGAAAAGUACAAACGAGAGGGCGAACGGAUCUCACGAAGCCUCCCAAGGAAGGCCCCCGAGAACCCAAGCGAGAAUACCUCUCACUCCUCUCAAAUACGAGCCCUACCUCUAGCCGGAGGGGAAUCCAGCCUCAGACAUGCACAGAGCUCGCUCCCGGCGCCAUCACCCGCCAAAGCCUCAUUCCCUGCCCCCCCUCCCCUCCCUCUCACUGAGACCGUCUCCCCCCCUCCCUCCCUCUCCCUCCCUCGCCCUUAUCCUUCACCCUUCUCCCUCUCCCUCUCUCUCUCUCUCUCUCUCUUUUACCCCCUCUGACAGGAGAUGUUUGACAUCAUCCUGGAUGAGAACCAGUUGGAGGAUGCGUGUGAACACCUAGCUGAGUACCUGGAGGCCUACUGGAAAGCCACCCACACCUCCAUGGCCACGCCGCUCAACCCCCUGCUGGGACGCAACCUGGGCCCCACUGCCCUCACUCCUUACCCCACCACCAUCUCUGGACUGCAGGUUGGUCAUAAACAGAUAGCUACAGCGCUAUGGGGUUAAAGGGACUGUCUCCCCUUAAAGGGACAAACUUUCAAAGUUGACUUUGGAGUGUGAUGUUCCUUUAAGGGGAGACAGUUCAUUGUUCUAAGUUAGAUUAGUUGAUUAGUGCCCAGUGUAACAUACAGAAAUGAUUAGUGCCCAGUGUAACAAAAAGGGGUUGUUUGUGUGUGUAUGAGGUGAACCAGCAGACUCAAAGAAUGAGACAACACAGCAACCACACGGGAGACCACUCCACGCCCAACGAGCGUCGCAACCUGAUGACCGCCGACGAGAACUACCACAACGAGCGGGCGCACAAGGGACGCAACCGCAUGUCGUCGGGCUCGCAGCACAGCCGAGACCAAGACCCGUACCACCAGGACUACCAGGACCCCUACCAAGACUCCUACAAGCCCCACCGCAACCGCUCCUCCCCGGGCAGCUACAGCCAUGACUCCCGGCACAGGCUUUGA
Coregonus sp. 'balchen' is the source of this 20289-nucleotide messenger RNA. The record is from the annotation of a GenBank genome assembly. NCBI's taxonomy places the organism in Eukaryota, Metazoa, Chordata, Actinopteri, Salmoniformes, Salmonidae.